Coregonus clupeaformis (lake whitefish) is the source of this 1456-nucleotide messenger RNA. RefSeq names its product low-density lipoprotein receptor class A domain-containing protein 4-like. Gene Ontology annotation, molecular function: R-SMAD binding. The record is from RefSeq and is a predicted model, not a curated record. The transcript has 3 exons. The coding region runs from base 27 to 821 and encodes 264 amino acids. Lineage: Eukaryota; Metazoa; Chordata; Actinopteri; Salmoniformes; Salmonidae. Gene Ontology annotation, biological process: negative regulation of transforming growth factor beta receptor signaling pathway. Gene Ontology annotation, cellular component: early endosome membrane; Golgi membrane.
UGGAGUUUGUUCAGAUAGUAAUCAUAAUGGUGGUGAUGACAGUGAUGGUGGUGGUGAUUAUCUGUCUGUUGAACCACAGGCUGUCUACCUUGGCCUUCUUUAGCAGACAGACACACAGCCAAGACCAGGACAGACAGCGGGACCAGGUCAACAUGCAGCACGAUGGCUGUGUGUGGCCAACCAACAGUUUGGUGAUGCAGCAGAGAACCACAGAGGUGAUGUAUGGGCCCAGGCCGUCCCAGGAGAGGUUCAACCCCCCCUCCUUUAUGCAACGGGAGCGUUUCAGCCGCUUCCAGCCCACCUACCCCUACCUGCAGCAGGACAUUGACCUGCCGCCCACCAUCUGCCUGUCUGAUGGGGAAGAGCUGCCGCCCUAUAAAGGCCCAUGUACCUUACAGCUGAGAGACCCAGAGCAGCAGCUGGAACUGAGCAGAGCAUCCAUCAGGCCCCCCCCCAACAGGACCAUCUUCCACAGCGACCUGAUCCAUGUUUACGUCCACAGCGGUGGCCCUCGGCCCCCCAGCAGUAACUCUGGUGUCAGCGCCGCCGAACGCAUGGAGGGACUGCCUCCCACCUACAGCGAGGUCAUGGGUCACUACCCAGGAUCCUCUGCGUUUCACCACCAGAACCAGUACAGCAAUAUAGAGCUGUUCUCCCAGCGGACAGGGAGCAAAGACAGGACACUGACAGACAGAGACAGGCAGAUCAACAACGAAAGCACAACCACCACAGGCUCCUCUGGCUCUAGCAAGGUCAAGGUCAAGGUCAAAGUCAAGGUCAAAGAGAAGGAUAGGGACAGACGACGGGACAAACCAGUGUGAAGGUAGAGAGGGGGGGUUGUACCUGGGCUGUACCAAACAGGACCCACCCCUCUCACCUGAAGGGGAGUGGCCUCCUCUCAGCACUCCCCAUGCACAAUAUGAAGAAACCUGAGGAGCCAAGCUUACAAACAAUCUUUUUUUAUUCCUUAGUUCGGCAUUCAAGAUCUGUGGGCUUCUGCUUGGACACUAAGGCUUCAUAGCUCAUUUCUUGUUUGUUUAUUUUUGUACGCUUUCAUUUAUUUAAGAUAAGAUUGUUGACACUGAUUUUGUUUGAAAGACUGCACCCAGUUAUAGGAGUUAUGGCUUUUAUUUUUUGUUUCCCGGAUCUGUGCACAAACCUUCAAACCUUCAAACUUUCAAACCUUCAAACCUUCAAACCUUCAAACCUUCAAACCUUCAAACCUUCAAACCAAUCCAAAUCCAAAUUAGAGUGCCAUGAUUCCUAGCUGCUAAAUCAACGGGACAUAUCAUCAGAAAUCUGAAGUUGACCUAAUUUAUUGUUUAAAAAGCAGGAGAUGCUUCUCCUAGUUUGAUUGUUUGUGUCCAUGGGCUCCAACAUUUGGAAUUACUGUUUUUUAUCCAGUUAUUAUCCACAACUCUGAUCCAGCCUAACGUCCCCUGAAACUAACUCGAAC